UGGAGCCUCCUCCCCGCCUGCCCCCCGUUGAUUUCCCAGCGCUCCGCGCGAUGCUACUUGGCUUUUUUCCUGGUGCUUCUAGUGGGGAGCGCCACUCCUUGAGCCUUUACCCUUACAUUAUCCAGAAGAAGUUGCGCUAAGGCGAAGUUCAUCCAAUGAAAAUCUAGAAAAUGGACAUUUCCGGGAGGGAGAACAUCAGGGAGGAGGACUUCCGGUGUCUUCGUGGCGGACAUUUUGAUUGUUGUUGAGACUGUGGACCUGAUCAAUAGCUCCGCUGUGCGGUGUUGAGAAAGAGGUGAGAGGCCUAGGAGGCGGAAGUGGACGGUUUAUGCGCACUACACGGGCGGGUCUUAGGGACGGGGACGACGCCGCCGCUUGCGGGGAGUAACCGUGCCGACUCCGACCCGGUCGCUGGUCUGUCGCCGUUCCGCUCCGCUCCGCGUAAAGGCUCCGAUGGCGGCGCCUGCGCUGACGGACCCACCUCAGGGCAGUGUGACCUUUGAGGAUGUGGCCGUGUACUUCUCCUGGGAGGAAUGGUGUCUUCUUGAUGAGGUUCAGAUACACCUGUACCUUGAUGUCAUGCUGGAGAACUUUGCAGUUGUAUGCAUUCUGGGUUCUUUUCCUGGAGUUGAGAAUGAAGAGAUGCCUUCUGAACAGAGCGUAUCUGCAGAAGGAGUGUCACAGAUGAGGACCCCCAGGGCAGGUUUGUCUCCUGAGAAGACCCAGCCCUGUAAGAUGUGCAUUGCAGUCUUGAGAGACAUUUUGCACUUGGCUGAAGAGCAAGGAACAAAUAGGGAGCAGAAAGCAUACACAUGUGGGGCAUGUGGGAAACAGUUCUAUUUCACUGCAAACCUUCAAGAGCACCAGAAGCAGCACAUUAGAGAGAAUCCUGUAUGAUAUGGUAUGUGGAGACCCUCAUUUUGGAAAAGCUACUCAAUCCACACAAUAGGGAAUCUACCUACCUACAUGGAGAUUGGGUACAACUACGUGGCCAACAUGGAACUGUUCUGGGCAGUGUGAGGGACACGGAAGGACUAAGAAUGUCCAGUGUGACCCUACGUGGCCUGGUCUCCAAGCAUCCUCUUCCUAAGCCCUUGAUCCAUUGCCUCACUGUUCCUUCCAUCCCUCCAGAAAAAUGUUAACUCACCAACAUGAUGAUUUUUAAUUAGCAAGAACUUGCCCUCCCCGCCUUGGGACCCACACUUGAUCAACGUACCUUAAAAGCUAAGACUGAAUGCAGGCUGACCCCUCCCAUGAAGACUUAAAAACCUGUGUAUAAAACAAUUAUAAUUUUAGGGGCUUCCCUGGUGGUGCAUUGGUUAAGAAUCCCCCUGCCAAUGUAGGGGACACGGGUUAGAGCCCUGGGAUGGGAAUUUCCCACAUGCCACAGAGC
Balaenoptera musculus (blue whale) is the source of this 1393-nucleotide messenger RNA. Its product is annotated as zinc finger protein 211-like. Bases 454 to 897 code for a protein of 147 amino acids. The record is from RefSeq and is a predicted model, not a curated record. The transcript has 3 exons. NCBI's taxonomy places the organism in Eukaryota, Metazoa, Chordata, Mammalia, Artiodactyla, Balaenopteridae. Gene Ontology annotation, biological process: regulation of DNA-templated transcription.